AUGCAGAGAUCAACCAUGACCACAGACAAUAAUGCUCCGCCUCCAAAGAGCGGAAUCAAGCGUACAAGUUACAAGUCUGCUACCUAUCGCGGAGAUGGUAUCGCCGUUACCAGUGACAUCAACGGCCGAAGAAGAGCGCGAAAAGCCUGCGAGAACUGUCGCUCGAAGAAAACCAAAUGUGACGGAGAAUUUCCUUGCAACCGCUGUAAAGACCGAGGCCUCAUCUGCACCGUUGGGACCAAAAAGAGGAGAGAGUACAAAAAGAUGCCUGGGGUUUAUGCUGAAGUUCUUGAAGGCAACCAGCUGACCAUGGCUGCCGCUAUCCAGAGACCUUAUCGCAUGAUUCGCAGAUCGGAACCUUGGGAGCUUGACGAGCCCGGUCUGAAUGACAACGGUCAACCCAUCGUUCACAACAUUGCGCAGAUGCUUAGAUGCAUCCAUCCCGGCAGCGUUCAGCUUCUUAGCCAUCCAGUGUUAGCGGAAGAUGAGCCCACUGUGGCUGAGCUAGCUCGUUGGCUUGAAGAACGGCAACUUCACGAACUAGAGAUAUCAGAAUGGCUCGGCCCCGGCGCCACCUGUUCUGACUCUGCCGCCAGCGGGUUCAGUUCGGACAAUUAUGCUAAAUGUGGCGCCUCGCUUGACCUCGGCGGGCUCAGGGCUUCUUCACCGAAAGAUUACACAACAGCUCCCAGAGGCCACGAUACGAUUUUAAGCGACGCAGAAAGCCUCGCGAAUGUAACAGAUGCGACACUCCGUGAUACUUUUACCUUGAUGGAGCGCGCCGAAACCAGCAACCUCGGCAGUACCGGCCACUACUGA
Akanthomyces muscarius is the source of this 819-nucleotide messenger RNA. RefSeq lists its product as uncharacterized. Gene Ontology annotation, molecular function: DNA-binding transcription factor activity, RNA polymerase II-specific; zinc ion binding. NCBI's taxonomy places the organism in Eukaryota, Fungi, Ascomycota, Sordariomycetes, Hypocreales, Cordycipitaceae. The transcript is spliced from 4 exons. Bases 1 to 819 code for a protein of 272 amino acids. The record is from RefSeq and is a predicted model, not a curated record. Gene Ontology annotation, biological process: regulation of DNA-templated transcription.